Fonsecaea erecta is the source of this 813-nucleotide messenger RNA. RefSeq lists its product as hypothetical. NCBI's taxonomy places the organism in Eukaryota, Fungi, Ascomycota, Eurotiomycetes, Chaetothyriales, Herpotrichiellaceae. Gene Ontology annotation, biological process: DNA repair; regulation of cyclin-dependent protein serine/threonine kinase activity; regulation of transcription by RNA polymerase II. Bases 1 to 813 code for a protein of 270 amino acids. The record is from RefSeq and is a predicted model, not a curated record. The transcript has 3 exons. Gene Ontology annotation, cellular component: transcription factor TFIIH holo complex.
AUGGACGACGAUGAAUUGACCCCUCCAAACAAGUGCCCUGUCUGCGGCAGUGAUCCUCGGACACAUCCAGGACUUCGCUUCAAGAUCAAUACGAAAUGCUAUCAUCGAAUCUGCGAAGGUUGCGUGGACCGGAACUUCUCCAGCGGCAAAGCCGAAUGUCCGGUUGGAGGGUGCCAUGUCAGUCUCUGGAAACGAGAGUGGCGGACCCAAACAUUUGAAGAUUUGAAGAUCGAACGCGAGGUGGAGAUUCGGAAAAAGGUGAAUAAAAUCCUUGAUCGACGGGAGGAAGAAUUUGAGUCGAAACGUGAUUACGACGACUUUCUGGAGCUCCGAGAAGAAAUUAUAAUGAACCUGGUCCUGCGAACGGAUGUGGCAGCAACAAAUCGCAAACUGAAGGAGUAUGCCAUCGCAAACGGUCUCAAAGUGGAUGCAAACGAAACGACCGAAGCGGGGUCCAAACCCUUGAAGAAGAAGGACGUUGAUCCAACUAUCGCAGAUCCAAGUGGUCUGAUCAAGGGUCUGAAGAAAAGAGUCAUUCCAGUGGCUGUGGCUCCAUACGACCCCUUUAUGGGAAUGUCACGCAAUAGAGAUUAUUACGAAGUCAAAGAGAGCUACAUUGCUCGUGCGAGGGGGAAGCCUGCGGAGGCCAUGCUGGCGGCAGGUUACGACUUUGGGCAAUACAUGGAUGAGUGUCUUCUCCGGGCAUUCGCGGGACUGGGGGUUUUCAUUCAGGAUGAGAUGGCGGCGAAGGACAACACAGCCGUUCCUGUGCCAGGCACCACAGAGGUCAAGAGCACAGACGACGUGUUUUGA